AUGGCCUCGAAUAAUACUAUCGAUUUAGAUCGAUGCGAACAAGCGCUUUCGACAUUGGUACCGAACAGCAACAACAACAACAACAACAACGAUUUUUCCACACGUCGGUACCAACCGCGAACAUUAAAUGAACAUAAUCAGUCACGAACUAUAUUCUUACCAUACUAUCCGAAACUCGAUGGUUAUAUGCCUGAUUGGUUACUGUUGGCGAGUGUUCCACAAAGCCAACUUUCAACACAAGAGACCGCUCGACGUCAACACGGAGCAUACACAGCAGAUGCAUUGAUGAUGAUGAACAAGUACCGCUAUUCGAAUUAUGAACUAUUGCAUUUAUCGGAACAAGAUGCGAUCGAAUUAGCAACUCGUUUAAAUGUCGGCCAAUCAAUUAUUACCUUCAAUGCAACACGAAUGCGUANCCUCGAUAUACUCGAAAAAUCUGGUCAAUAUGCACAAACACAAACUAAGGGUGCCUCGAAAGGCCCGGCCAGCAGACGCACCACGGAUUUAGUAGGCAUAUCACAUAUUGAGGGUGCCACGAAAGGCCCGGUCAGUAGGCACAACACAAAUUGA
Adineta ricciae is the source of this 570-nucleotide messenger RNA. The record is from the annotation of a GenBank genome assembly. Lineage: Eukaryota; Metazoa; Rotifera; Eurotatoria; Adinetida; Adinetidae.